UUCGGUCUCGUUGUCAACAUCAAGAUCGUCCAAAGUGAUUAACAGCACAACAGUCAUUGAUACUGAAAUUUAUUGAAGGUAGUGACAGACAGGAUUUGCUACGGAAGAACGACGUUAUAAGAAUGGCAUUCUCUGUUCCAAAGCCCGGGCCCGGGAGCCCGAAACCGAAGGAGAAGGCGCUGCGAGACACCAAUGACAGGACACUCACUGCCGCCCGAAAAGCGAAACUCAUUAGCCUUCAAAAGCGCGAGGAAAUGAAAGACGUUCUCGUCAAGAAAUUCGUAGAGAGGUAAUAAUCAGAAAUAUGUAGAAAUUGUAGUAACAUAUGUGUAGUCGUACUCCACAAAAAAUCCAGUGUAGAAGUUUAGAUUCUGUUGCAACAUGCCAGGAGUCUUGUUGUAACAUAGUGGUAGGGAUGUUUUUUUCAUACCGCGGUGCAUAAAAUGGGAAAGAAACUUUACUACCAUUUCGCACUCCUCCACAGAGUAAACGCUGACGGAACCUCAGCAGAAAAAAGAAAAGAAAACGAAGGCAUUAUUGAUGCUGAGGUUGGAAAUUUUCUGGGCACAGGCGCAAUAACAGAGCAGAACUUGAAGCGGCUCGAAAAGAAAAUACAUAAUAAGACAGGUAAAAAUUUUUGGCCAGUUGUCUAAUGUUGUUAUGAGAACAACCGCUAAAAGUAUCUGAUCAUAGAGGUUCUGUCAACAUCAGCUUGCGGCCUUUUCAGUCACCAAAGAGAAUAAUGGCAUGACCCAUGAAAACUCACAGGCACACAAGAAGGGGAUGCCGUGUCAGUAUCAAACUAUAGUGUGGCGCAGUCGUUGCAAUCGCAGCGGAGUGUCGGCAGUGCCUCAGCAGCAGCAAAUAUGAAGCGAGAUUGGAGGCUCCUGGACGACUACGCGGUGCUCCUAUCACAGCAGGACGCAUCAAAUCACAAAAACAGUAAGAUGUUUCUGAAAUAAUGAUAUGAUUGGAAAUACUUGAAUAAAGGACGACGUUUAUCUUUUUUUUGUCUAACGAUGAACAAACUGUGUAUCUGUAAUAUUGUCUUCGAUUUUGUGAAGAGUCUCAACUUUUUAUGACGUGCAAAUAUUCUUGUUCAAACAGAGCAAAAGACGGCGCAACGAAAGCUCUACGAGGACUUGACCGCGCAAAUAGAUGCAGCGAAAAGUAAAGACGAUUACAAAAAGCAGGAGGACAAAAAGUACUAACUCAUCCUGCGAUCAUUUCUAAGAAGUCAUGUGAUGUGUAACCGACCGCGUAGCGCGGCUAAGUGUCCUUAAAGUGCCGCGACGGGCUGCAACUGCUGCGGCUGACGUUCUCAAAGCGCUGCGACUGCCCCUUAGGCAGCUAAAGUGGUGCUAUCACUACUUUCGUAAGUGACGAGUGUUUUAAGUAAUGCAGCCACUCUUUAUCAGACACUUCUUGAUCUAGGGGAAGCGGCGCUGCACUUAAGGCCCGCCGCGCUGCACGUAAGCAGCCCCUCGAGGUACUUAAGCAUCCCACCGAGGCACGUAAGGGACCCGCCGAGGCACUUAAGGGACCCGCCGAAGCACUUACGGGGACCGCCGAGGCACUUAAGGGAACCGCCGAGGCACUUAACGGAACCGCCGAGGCACUUACGGGCACCUCCGAGGCACUUAAGGGGCCACCGCCUUAGCGGUUUCGCGCAACACUUACGGGGGACCCGUCUAAGGGGGCAUCGCCUUAGCGGUUUCGCGAAACACUUCCGGGGGCGUCGUCUUAUCGGUCUCGCGAAACACUUAAGGGGGCCAUCGCCUUAACGGUUUCGCGAAACACUUACGGGGCCAUCCCCUUAGCGGCUUCGCGAAACACUUGAGGGGGCAUCGCCUUAGCGGUUUCGCGAAACACUUCCGGGAGCGUCGUCUUAUCGGUUUCGUGAAACACUUAAGGGGCCAUCGCCUUAACGGUUUCGCGAAACACUUGAGGGGCCACCGCCUUAACGGUUUCGCAAUACGCUUACGGGGGCGUCGUCUUAUCGGUUUCGGGAAACACUUACGGGCGCCAUCGCCUUGACGGUUUCGCGAAACACUUAAGGGGGCCAUCGCCUAACGGUUUCGCGAAACACCUCAGGCGGCAUCGCCUAACGGUUUCGCGAAACACUCAAGGGGGCAUCGCCUUAACGGUUUCGCGAAACGCUCGAGGGGCUGCCGCCUCAACGAUUUCGCGAAACUCUUGCGGGGCUGCCGUCUUAUCGGUUUCGCGAAACACUUGAGGGGGCCAUCGCCUUAACGGUUUCGCGAAACACUUAAGGGGCCAUUGCCUUAACGGUUUCGCGAGGCACUUCAGCUGCCACCGCCUUAACAGUUUCGCGAAACACUGACGGGGGCGUCGCCUUAUCGGUUGCCGCUGAAACCAUGGCCGCACCACUCAAGCCAGCGGUCGCUCAAGUAGUGACCGCGCCACCCAAUCCGGCGGCCGUUUAGUUAGUGACCGCAUCACCUGAGCUGCAUCCCGCUGAAGCAGUGACUGCACCGCCCAAGCCGUCGCUCGCUUAAGUAGUGACGGCACCACUUAGGCUGUUGCUCGCUUGGGCAAUGACUGUACCACUGAAGCUGUUGUCGCUUAAGUGGUGACGGCACCACUCAAGCUGUACCUCGCUUAAUUCGUGACUGCACCACUUAAGCUGUCGCUCGCUUAAGUAGUGACCGCACCACUUAAGCUGCAUCUCGCUUAAGCAGUGACUGCACUACUUGUGGGCUCUCGCUUAAUUAGUGACUGCACCACCUAGGCUGCUGCGCGCUUGAGCAGUGACUGCGCCACUUACGUUGGUUUCUGCGCCGGUAGUGACUGCACCACUUAGGCUUUUUAUCGCUUAAGCAGUGACUGCAUUCUUUCAGCUAGUUGUUCCUUAAGGAGUAGCCGCAUCACUUACACCAGGGCUCUAUCUGGAUAUAUCAUCAUCACCUUGCCUCUCUGGAUAUACCAAAGGUAUUUUGACGAGUCACUGAAGGAGCUCGAAAUUUGGCGAGUAGCGGAAGCAGAUAAGCUUGCUGAAGUGAAGAGAAAGAAUAUGAUCGAGAAAAGUAUGCGAGACGAACAGCUAGCGAUGGAGAAGAGGAUUAAAGAGGAUGAACGGUAGUACCUCUAGCUACUACUAAUUAUAGAAGAUGAGCAAAUUUAUACUUACCUGCUACUACUAAUCAUGAAGGAACCUGAAAGUAGGUACCGACUUCUAAUUAAGAAAGAUGCUAACCAGUUGAAUACCAUGAAGAGUAUUCUACCAGAGACUCAGUGGAGACAUCGACAUAAAAGAUCAACGAGCUUUUAUACCUUCUGUAUAUGAUUCGCAUUCAGGUUACUCAAGGAAAAGCAGGAGAAGGAUAUCGUCGCGAGGAUCCAAAGGGAGCUCGUAGAAGAGCAAGUCAAGCAACAGAAAAAGAUAGAGGUACUCACUACUAGUCGUGACUUCAUAUUAGGACUGGACAGAGACUACCUAGGUUUGAAUUGUCCGUGUGACUUAGUUCGCUUAUCUUCAAGGACACAAAAUCGCAACACUGAUGUGGUACAUCUAAUAGAUCUUUAAUAUGCCGUGGGUUCAACAACCCACGACCCUCAGAGUCGAGCAGGUGCCGGCGGAGCUCGAUGCGCAGGAUCCAUAACCGAACCUAACCAAAGGCUCUACUCGUUAAUCGAACAUAGUAGAUCCAGGUAGGCCCAAGAGCGCUCGUUCCUUCCCCCACACCCAGGACCAAAAAAAGCAUAUGGAGGUGGUAUUCAAGGAGAACCAGGAAAACCGUGCAAAGAAGGAUGCCGAGUUGAAAGCACAGGCGGAUUACGAUCUGAAGCAGAUGAAGGAAUACCAAGCUCUUCUAGAAAAGCAAGAGAAGGCACGACUAGCAGAAAAGGAAGCUCGUGCAGGACGACAAAAGGAGCUCAUGGAUAGGGUUUAACAACUUAACAUUGAGGACUAUCACUAUUUUCCAUUUUUUGUACUCCUUUAUUUUUCUUACACGAGUACAGCACCAGGGCGCGCCGUGCUCGCUCAUGACAUUUGUUCUCGUUUGAUGAUCUGCUGCUUCUCCGUUCGAGAAUCAAUUUUUGGCAUUUGAUUUCAGAUGAAAGACACGGUGAUGGCACAAGCACAGGCGAAGGGGCAGGAGGACGAUAUUCGCGCAGCCAAACAGAAAGAGGAAGCCGACCUUCGAGCAGUACUUCUUCUUGAUGAUAUCUAAAUGCAGUUGUACUUCUACUUGUAUGUAACUAAGAGAGUAGCAAGUAUCAAAUUAUAACAUGUAAUUGUGUCUCUUAGAUGAAUAAGCUGAAUCAUGACAGGGACACACGACACAUGAACAUCAGAGUAUAACAUUAUGCAUCAUUUGAUUUCAUCAUAGAAAACAAGUUGACCAACAAAAUCUUCAUCUUCAAAACAGUUAGAGAUCGCAGUGAAUAAGCAGCAGAAGCUGGAAGCCAUGCGAGCCGAGACGCGGGACUAUCUCUUAAAGCAGAUUGCUGUGAAGAAUGAUAUGAAACAGCAGAGUCUAGAGCUGAAAAAGAUGCAGGCAGGGGUGCUUGAUGAGGAUUUGAAGAACUAUCAAUCACAAGAGCAAAAGAAGGUGAAAGCCCUGAAGCUGAAAGCCUUUGAACACCAGAAAGAGCUGCAAGCGCAGAUCAGGGAGAAGGAGGUACUGGAACGUAAACUUGUUACUAUGAUAUACCUCUCACACGACAACGACCAGCCGGAGCAAACGAGAAUUGUGAUGUAGACAAUGAUCACAAGUGCGGUCCGCUUUAACUACUUUUCCUAAUACAUCACGCUAGAUUCAAAAAGUUAAACUGAUUUAUUACAUGAAAGAACUUCUAAAAAAAUAGUGAGUGACAUCAAGCAAUACUAAAGGUAAAGAGUGACUUAGCUCCUCCUAAUCCAUUCUCUCUCACUCUCUGUUCCACCUAGGCCCGACCGAAAGACGUGGCCAUGUCUGCGGAAGAGGAGAAGAUGAAUCGAGACUUGUUGGAUCACGUCUGCAAGGAGCUCGCGCGAUCCUCUGUGGACGGUAUGUCGCCCGUUUCGGGGAAGCAUUAA
Amoebophrya sp. A25 is the source of this 5044-nucleotide messenger RNA. The record is from the annotation of a GenBank genome assembly. NCBI's taxonomy places the organism in Eukaryota, Dinophyceae, Syndiniales, Amoebophryaceae.